UAGUAUUGCGACAGCAAUUAACUUAAUUAACUUAAUUGUGUAUUUUGCUAAUUGAUAAUUGAAUUAGUUUAACAGAAAAAGAGUGAAAAAAAAUCGAAACGAAACGAAGAAAAAAAAAAACAAAACACCAAUCAAUUACCAACAUAUGGCAAAUAGUCUUAAAAAACGGAAAACCGACACAAGCCACCGUAACCAAGGAAAUUAAUUUUAAUUUUAAAUAAAAUAGUCAUCGCCAUCAACUAAAGCUAAAGAUAAAUAACCCUGUCUGAUGAAACUGCCAAAGGCAAACUAAACAAAAAAUUGUGUUGAAAACCCAACAAAUUUUGUUAAAAAGUGAUGCUGAAUUGAAUUGGCUUGGAGCAGCGCGCGCGUUACUUCCUUGCAAACCUUAGGAAAUAAACUGGCUAUGCUUUUUUCCGCUUGCGUGUGCCAUUGCCAAUAGAAACGUACAAAUAGCACAGUGACAAUUUUCUUAAUUAAUUGAUACAUAAUUAAGUUAUUUGCCGCUCGCAAGGAAAUCCAAUACUUAUUUGUUAAUUAGCCAUUAGGCGAGCAACAUUGAUUUAUUUAUUUCGCACGGCAUUUUGUGUUGGCAGCACGAGCAGCGACGGCAAUGUUGAAUUAUACACACCAGCAGCAACAGCAAACACACUCACAACCAACAAUGCCAUCAAUUAUGGCCAGCUUGGUGGGCGAUAAUGGCAGCAGCACAGUGACAUCUUCCUGUGAUGCUAAUGCAACAUCUUUGGGCGAAAAUGGAGUCCAGCAAUUUUAUAGCAAUUCUUCACUUAGCCAACAGCAACAGCAGCAACGACAUAGCCAAGGAGCUGCUCAGCAGCCUCCUGUCUCCUUGGCCUCCUUGACAUCUGCUGUUGACGCAAACUGCUCUUCCCUGCAGCAUUUACACUGUUUAGCCCACCACAACAAUAGCAAUUACGUUAACACAUCGUUGGCAGCUACAGGCUUGGUGAUGGUGCCGGCGGUGGUUGCAACGGCAAAUUCUUCCAAUAGCAACUCAUCUCCUUCAUUAUCGCCAACAGCUGUUGCUGGUGCAUCAGCAACCUCCUUGGCCCUUCACUCACAGCUGUGUGCACCAAACACCAUUGGCAAGCCCUUGUCAUCGCCCUCAGCCUGUUUGUCGGCAAAACUUUCCAGCUCUUUGACUUUGGCUGCUUCACCUGUGGCCACUGCUCCCUCAACCACCGGCACCAUUCACAACACAGGCUCAGCCUAUUCCUCAUCCUUUCUGUUGGACAAAGGCUCGGAAAAUGUGAAACGUUUCUCUGUCAACAAUUUAUUGGAAAUAGCUGCCGUACAGGACUGCCAUCAGCAGCAUCAUGGACACAAUCUGAUUGCAAGCAAAUUGCAAAUGCAUCACCACCAUCAUCAGCAUCAGCAACAACAACAACAUCAGCAUCUACACCUUGAACUGCAACAACAUCAACAACAACAGUCAAAUCAACAACUGUCCAUCAUUUCACCAUCACCUGGGGAUAAUUUGGAUGACACCUUUCGUAAUGAGUUUGGAUCCACUUCAUCAUUGGCCAAUGACAUUAUUGCCGAUCAUCAUCAGCAUCGUCAGCAACAGCAUGGCCUGCAUCAGCAUGAUGCACCUACGUCACCACAUUCUAGCCGCAAACCACGACGUAAUCGCACCACUUUCUCAUCCGGACAAUUAACAGCAUUGGAAAAGGUUUUCGAACGCACACACUAUCCGGACGCAUUUGUGCGUGAAGAAUUGGCCACCAAAGUGGGCCUUAGUGAGGCACGCGUUCAGGUGUGGUUCCAAAAUCGACGAGCCAAAUUUCGUCGUAAUGAACGCAGUUCGACCACAGGACGACCUUUAAUCACCACCACUCCACAGCCAGUGCCACCGAUAACAACAGCGCAUAAAUUCUCGCCCGAAAAAGGGGCGGUGCUGCUGCAGCAGCAAAUGAAUUUGGCAGCUCAUACACAUCACUCACAUCAUCAUCACCAUGCAGCUGCUGCAGCCGCCGCCUAUUCAUUGAGUUUUCCCUCGGCACUGGGCAUGUAUGCGUCCACCAAGAACUAUGUCAACAGUUCGUACAAUACCUUUGCUGCGGCUGGGGGAUCCACAGCUACCGAUAGCCUGGCAGGGCCCUGUGGAUUCUUUCCCACCACAAACUACUGUGGACCCAAUUACCAAGCCAACUAUUCAUCGCUGCGCUAUAAGGCGGCCCAAGGCUUUUCGGCCCUCUGACCAAUAGUUCAACAUCAAUUUUAUCUUUAAGUGCAAUCUUAGUCAAUUUUUUUACAAAAAGUUAUAUACAUAGCUUUUAUUUAUUUUGUUGCAUUUUCGUUAAUAAAUCA
Stomoxys calcitrans (stable fly) is the source of this 2331-nucleotide messenger RNA. RefSeq names its product homeobox protein Nkx-2.3. Bases 614 to 2221 code for a protein of 535 amino acids. Gene Ontology annotation, biological process: regulation of transcription by RNA polymerase II. The record is from RefSeq and is a predicted model, not a curated record. Lineage: Eukaryota; Metazoa; Arthropoda; Insecta; Diptera; Muscidae. The transcript is spliced from 2 exons. Gene Ontology annotation, molecular function: DNA-binding transcription factor activity, RNA polymerase II-specific; RNA polymerase II transcription regulatory region sequence-specific DNA binding.